AUGUUUUGCAAUAAAUGUGAUGAUGAGGUUACCGACGGCGUGGUUUGCAGCUCCUGUGAUGGUAAUCUUCAUUAUGACUGCUCAGGAAUAUCCGAGGUUAGCUACCGCAAAAUGGGCCCAGAAAAGAAGGCCACCUGGAAGUGCUGGCAAUGUCGGAACCAGGGGAAAGUUGCCGACAAUGGUAUUCUAAAAGUGCUAAACGAAAUUAAACUGCUAAGGUCCGAGUUUUCACCAAUGAAAAGUGAUAUACAUAAAUUGACCUGUGGGGUCGAUAACCUCAAUACAAAGUUCGAGGAGAUGGAAUCCCGUUUCUGUGGUUUGGAAGACCGCGUCACUGUCAUCGAAAAAAAUUCGUCUAUAACCUCAAAAUUACAAAAAGAUCUCGCCGCUGCGAAUAUGGUAAUCACCACUCUUCAGUGCGAUAAGGAAAAAUCUGAGCAGUUUUCUAGGCUAAACAACCUGGAGAUUUCUGGAGUACCCGUAACAAGCGGGGAGAACGUUCACUCCAUACUUGACUUGCUCUGUGUGAAGGUGGGUGUUGGUUUAGAUGAAAGGGAUGUGGAUCGUGUUCAUCGGGUGCGUCGGUUCGAGGCGGCGGCGGCGGUUGGUAAUCUUACCGGCCGGCAACAACAACAACAACCAGCCCGCCAUCCUGCUAUAAUCGUGCGGUUCACAAGGCGUGUCUGCAAAGAUCGGGUACUUGCGGCAACGCGUGCGCGCCGUGGCCUCACGUCAGCUGAUCUCGGCCUGCCUGGGCCCUCGUCCAACAUAUACGUGGGUGACCACCUUACGCCGGCGAGUAAACUAUUACUUCGGCGUGCCCGCGAGCUGAAGGCGGAGCUCGGAUAUGAAUAUCUCUGGGUUAGAGAUGGAAAAAUAUUGAUGCGUAAAAGUGAUAAAUCGAGAGUGAUCCUUAUCAUAAAAAAUGAGGACUUCGAAAAACUAAAGUGA
Hyposmocoma kahamanoa is the source of this 951-nucleotide messenger RNA. RefSeq lists its product as uncharacterized. The record is from RefSeq and is a predicted model, not a curated record. Bases 1 to 951 code for a protein of 316 amino acids. NCBI's taxonomy places the organism in Eukaryota, Metazoa, Arthropoda, Insecta, Lepidoptera, Cosmopterigidae. The transcript has a single exon.